Molecule: messenger RNA, 1449 nt
Organism: Megalopta genalis
Lineage: Eukaryota; Metazoa; Arthropoda; Insecta; Hymenoptera; Halictidae
Source: RefSeq, a predicted model, not a curated record
AUCCUUACAUACAUACAUACAUGCUUUGUCUCUAUAUGAGCCGUGAGCCUAUGCAAAAGGCCUUCUGAGGCUUCUGUGUGCAUUAUAACCUCACUAUAUAUUGGGCAUUGUUUAGCAAACGGUGAUCUGUACUGGCGCAAAACAUAAAUACGUAAUUAUUAUUAAGUAAAAGAAAGUCCUCUAGAAUCUAGAUGACGAAUCAUAACGAGUCCGAAUCAAAUACAAUGGCGAAUAGCACUAGUAUUAGGAAUAGGACCGCGCUCACGAUAGGACAGAAAAUCGAAAUUUCGGAAAAAUUGGAGUGUGGUGCUUCUGUCAGAAAUUUAGCUAACGAGUAUCAGAUACAUCCUACCACUGUACGCCGCAUUCGACGGAAUAUAAUGUCAAUGCAUCAUCUCGCAGAACAAGGGAUGCAAGUAUGGAAACGAAAGAAGUUACGAAAACCUGCGUUCGAGGAUAUAGAAAAUCGUUUAUAUGUGUGGUGGUUGGAACAAAAAACAUUAGGAGACCCAGUCACAGACUUAUUAUUACAUAAUAAAGCGUUAGAGCUGAAUGAGGAAUUCGGUGGACCUUCGACAUUUAAAGCAAGUGCAGGCUGGAUAGCAAAAUUCAAAAAUCGUCAUAAUAUACGGUUGUUGCAUAAAUUUGAAAAACAUGAAGGCGAUGACAUGGUAGAAGAAGAACAUAUAGAACAAGAUAAUAUGGAAGAAGUUGUACUUGAAGAAAAGGCACAAAUUGAAUAUUAUGAAGAAGACACCAGCAAAGUAGAAAUACAACAUGCACUAGAAACACUGUCAAAAUACGCAGAACAAGCACCACGUUUUAUUAAACUUACAGUAGAAAACUUAAAAGAUUAUUUCUUGAGAGAAGAAACUUGAAACAUAACAUCAGAGGAUAUACGAGAAAAUGGCAUGAAACAUUCUAAGUGAAGGAAUUGAAACUAUGGGCACCAACUGAACAUGAUGGAUUGGAGUUUCAAGAGACUUUAAAAAUUGGUAUGAAGUUAAAUGAACAUUAUUACAACUUAACAUGUGUUUAGCUACUAAUUAGCGAUGAAAUAACGUAGUUCUGUCAUUGUUUAUUAUCUAGUGCUUCUCUAGAAUCAAAAGAUCCACAAAAGAUGACCAUUAGGUUUGGAACAUCAUUUUUUACUUACAGAUGAGUGAAGUACAUAUUAUAUGUAAAUAUUAAUACAAAUAUUAUUGUAAAUAUUGUAUAAAAUUUGUAUAUAAAUUGUAAUAAUAAAUAAUACUAUACAAUAGAACAUUUUUUAUCAUCUUUAGUAAAGCAAAAACUGGGAUACAGAAUAAAAUUCUAAUUUAAAAGUCACUUCCGAUGAUGAAGCAUCAUGUAUUGAGUACUAUUAGGCUCUGGCUGCUAUACAAUUAUUUUUAAAAAUUAAGGGGUAUUUCAGCAAUACUGUAUUGUACAAUAUUUAAUUUAUGCAAC